Molecule: messenger RNA, 5602 nt
Organism: Cylas formicarius (sweet potato weevil)
Lineage: Eukaryota; Metazoa; Arthropoda; Insecta; Coleoptera; Brentidae
Product: nuclear pore complex protein Nup98-Nup96-like
Exons: 15
Coding region: 143-5143 (1666 amino acids)
Biological process (GO): protein import into nucleus; RNA export from nucleus; post-transcriptional tethering of RNA polymerase II gene DNA at nuclear periphery
Cellular component (GO): nuclear pore cytoplasmic filaments; nuclear pore
Molecular function (GO): structural constituent of nuclear pore
Source: RefSeq, a predicted model, not a curated record
UUUUCCAUUUUGAUAAAAGCUGCCAACCGAUUGUCGUUUUUAGAUUUGGUUAGUAAACUUUACUUCGCAAGUACACUGAACUGGAACAUUUGUAAAUUGUGAUGUUAUUGUUGGCAUUGUGGUGACAUAACUAAGAUAAGAAAUGUUUGGAAACCUGGGAAACAAACCAGCUUUCGGGGCGGCAGCCCCGAGCACUUCUUUUGGUUUCGGGCAAAACGCCAAUACAACCAACCCAUUUGGACAAAAUCAAAACCUCUUUUCCAAACCCGCCGCGGCUUUUGGAAGCACUACAACUUCGACGUUCGGUCAACCUGCAGGAUCUUCCAUGUUUCCGUCCACACAGCCCCAGCAGUCGAACUUAUUUCAAACCAAUACUAGCACCUUUGGGGCUGCGCCCACCACUCAAUCGGGCUUUGGCUCCAAUUUAUUUGGCCAACAACCAGCAGCUGGUGGCUUAUUUAACACUACUUCAACAUUUGGGCAGCAAAAUAAGCCAACAACAUUCGGCUUUGUGGGAAAUCAGACUCAGCCUACAUUAUUUGGUUCACCUCAACAACAACCAACAUCUAGUAUUUUCACUCCAUCUGGAGGUACAGGACUUUUUUCAAGUUCUACAGGGUUUGGUGGGCAACAAACUGGGACCGUCAUAAAAUUUAAUCCAGUGACUGGUACAGACACCAUGAUGAAAAAUGGCAAUGCGCAAAAUAUCAACACCAAGCACCACAGUAUAACCUGUAUGAAGGAGUAUGAAAAUAAAUCUUUUGAAGAGCUGAGAUUUGAAGAUUACCAAGCCAAUAGAAAAGGUCCUCAACAAAUGCCUGGAUUUGGUUCUUCCACUUUUGGUGCUCCAGUAUCAUCUGCUCCAACCUUAUUUGGACAAACAGACGCCAACAAACCAGCGUUUGGCCAAAGCACUGCAUUCGGUCAAACCACAGCUCCAUUUGGGCAAACACCGAGCAGUGGAUUUGGACUGGGCCAGAACACCACCGCCAGCCCCUUUGGGGCCAAACCAACUGGUUUUGGAGCACCUACAAGUUCAGCGUUCGGAUUUGCAACCACCGCUGCCCCAAAUGCUAACCCAUUUGGAGCAAAUCAAGCCGCGAAACCGUUCGGCGCUGCACCAACGCAACCUUUGUUCAGUACAAAUACUACUCCCCAGACUAGCUCGGCGUUCGGCACUGGGUUAUUCACAAACACACAGAAUGCUGGCACCGGUUUGUUCAACAAGCCCGCUCAGCCCGUCCCGGCGUUCGGUACGACCGGUCAAAAUCCCGGAUUCUCUUUCAACACGCCAGCAUCGACACAAUCGUCGUUGUUCAACACCGCAUCGAAGCCUUUGUUUGGAACAACCAAUACGACACCAGCUUUCGGUUCCAACACGUUCGGCACCAACACUACAGGGUUCAACAGCACCUUCGGCAAACCUGCACCGGCUUUCGGCGCGCAGACGCAGUCCGCUUUCGGUAGCACACUCGGAUCCAUGACGAAUUCAAAUACCGGCGGCAUAUUUGGCAACGCGAACCAGCAAAAGCCGGGCGGCGGCCUAUUCAGCUCGGGCACUACCGGUUUAUUUGGCAACACCGCCGCACCCUUCCAGAGUGGUACCGGCUUCGGAUUGGGACAGCCUCAACAGCAAACGUCCAUGCUGAAUGUGCAAGACCAGCAACCGAUCAACAAUCUGGCACUGUUGACCAACGACCCUUUUGGGGAUGCGCCCCAUUUGGCCGGGUUGGAACCCAAGUAUAACACCGGCAAAACUGCAGUCGUGUCGACGACGAACCCCAAGGAACUCAAGUCGUUGCUGGACGCGUCGAAGAAGAUUGACGUGUCGCAUAAUUCGAAGCUGAGAGUCACUCCUUUGAAGAGUAUUAGGGACAGCUUGUUCGACAGCAUACCGAAAAGCGAGGAAAUGAUCGGCAAUUCUCCAACGGGCGGCUAUCAAAAGAGCAGCUGCCGCCGCUUGGUGCUCAAGUCGAGGUCGAGUAACGAUAAUUCGUCCGGUUUACUGAGCUCCAACAUUUUAGACGUGCUCAAUACCGAGAACAAAGAGAACUUGUCCGAGACGAAGACGUCCUCGGAAGGCAAACCCGCUCCCUUGCGGCUCGACUUCAACAGUAGUACUACGGCUAACGAAACCGUUUUGAAUAAUUCGAUAGAAACGCAAACUUACAUCAACAACGACAGUUCUGUCAGGGAUGUUGUAGGUAACGAUUUGCUUACGUCAGACGUCAACGACGAACCGGACGAGCCUCGAACCACCGUACCCGACGAGAGAAAAGUUCAUCCCACUGGGGUCAUAUGUACCCGCCCCGAAUAUUACACCCUACCCAAUUUAGACGAACUCUCCUUGGACCAAAACGGAUGCUGUUUUGUAAGAGGGUUCACCAUCGGUCGGCGUGGUUACGGAAACGUUUACUUCCCUGACGAAAUGGACGUCGCCGGUCUGAACAUAGACGAGCUCGUACAUUUCCGAUAUAGGGAGAUUAACGUUUAUCCGGACGACACGAAAAAACCGCCGGUGGGGAGCGGUCUGAAUCGCAGGGCGCAAGUCACCCUCGACAAUGUAUACCCUAGGAAGGCGGGCAGCAAUGUCAUCGUCAAGGACGUCGACGAUCUCGUCCAAAUGAACUUUGCGGAGAAACUGAGACGCGUGACGGAGAAAAAGGGCGUGCGCUUCGUGGACUAUAGACCAGAGACCGGCAGUUGGGUUUUCAAGGUGGACCAUUUUUCAAAGUACGGCUACAACGACAGUGACGAAGAUAACGAUCAGUACGAAAUCGGCGACGUGGUCCAGAAGAGCAAGCGGGAGGUCGCAAACGGCAACGAGAAGGUCUCCGAAAGGGCGACGAAAGAAAGUGCGAAAAUAUUGCUCGGGAAAAAGGGCUCGCCGCUCAUUGGAGCAGAAGGUGACAGGCUCACCAAAUCGACGGGCUUUGGAUUAGAAAAAGAUAUUUUCGUCAACGACGACGACGAUCAAUCUGAUAAGAACGACCUUCUACAUCAAAGCAUGCUGGUCGACGACUUCUUCGAUGAAGACUACCACCGCAUACCGCCGGAAGUCCCCAUGGAUUUGCAUUUUGGGUCUUAUGAGAACAGCAGGAACAUUCAAGUUAUGAAAUCUACACUAUUCGCUGAGGACGACCGAUUAUCCGACGGUACCGGCAGUCACAUUUCCAUAUUAAAGCAGUACCUCGAUCUACCCGAAAUGGAUGACAUUCCUACCAUGCCGGUACUCCAGGAGGAAAUUUCGAUGCGCAAAAGGCCCCUGCUCAGACCCAAAGUAUGGACCGUCCUUAACGGAUACGAUACUCCGGGUUCCAUUGAUGUGGUGCUACCGAGCAGGUGUUGCACCGAUAUGGCGAUGCUCAAAGGAAAAUCUUUCAAAGUCGGUUGGUCCAAAGGAUUUAAUUUCACGGUUUACGGAGACGCGGAUCGCGAAUCCAACGGUGAGGUGAUGUUGAAAACGUUCAACCGAUCGCCCGAUUUCGAUCCGCUGAAGGACGUUUUGAUCGACGCCCUUCGCGUUGUUCUCGAAGAAUCGACGUUCGAACUGGGCAAAUCGCGAAUUCCCACUUUUAAAGUGGGCAAAACCAGCUCGUACCUUCAAAAACAAACCGCCCUUUUCGAAACGUUAGCCCUACAGUAUAACAGCAAGCAGUCCGUUUAUCUCUACAGCAUUUGGACACUGUGUACGGCGCUUUGGGGCCCCGCCGAAAACACCGUUUCCAACCGGAGGCAUUUGCUCACCGAGUGGCUAAAAGUCACGACCAUUUCCGAUGAGUUGCCUCUAAAAACCGGCCGAUUCGGCUCCGUGGGCGAAGCGGUCGAGUCUAUAUUUGCCCAUUUGUCCACUUUUCAAAUAUUCGAGGCCGCGAGUAUAGCGAUGAACGGCCGGUUGCCCAGUUUGUCUCUGUUGAUUGCCCAGUUGAGCGUGCCCAACGCGACUAAGACGCUUCUACAGGAACAGAUCGACAUCUGGUACAGUUCCCUGGCGGCCAAUCACAUCUCCGACGCCAUGAAGAAGCUCUACUUGCUUCUGUCCGGCGUUCCCACCAAAGACGGCGUCAAUAUUUUCGACGGUAUCGAUUGGAAACGGGCGUUUGCCAUGCACUUGUGGUAUAUGUGCCCAGCUGGCGCGCCAGUAGAAAUGGCGAUUGAAUUAUACAAAAAAUCAUUCGAAGAAUUUUAUUAUGCCAAACACCCCAGUCCAGUCUAUUCGACGGAAUCGGGUUCCGACGAAGGUCCCUUUGACGUAAUCUACCACAUUCUCAUGCUGUACAAGUCCGGAAUACACAGACUGAGUAGCGUUUUAAAUCCGGCCACCGUCACAGACGAUCCCUUGGACUACAGAUUGAGCUGGCUUCUGCUUCAGUUGUUCCUGUCGCUGAAGGUAGGUCUGAUAGAGGUGUCGGAGGCCAAUAAACUGUGCACGAGUUUCUCGAAUCAAUUGGAGGAGCUCGGCCAUUGGGAAUGGGCGGUAUUCGUUCUUCUGUAUCUCGAGGACAGUUCGGCCAAGGAAACGCUAAUUAUGGGCAUUUUGGAUCGUAAUUUGAGCCCCGAGAGCGACGGCGAAAGGCAAGAAAUCGUCGACACCUUGAUCAACGACAUGCAUAUACCGGCCGAAUGGGUGCACAAAGUUAAAGGCUACAAGUGUCUGCACCUCGAACGAUACCUACAAGCGUUCAAUCAUUUCGCUCUGGCGAAAGACUACAUCGCGGCCAACAAUAUACUUAUCGAUCACCUGCUACCUAAUUUAUUCAUCAACGAACAAUUCGACGUCCUCAAAAACCUGGUGGACAAGAUAUCCUCCGGAUCCAAGGGUAUUAGACAGUGGCACAAUCAAGCCGGGUUGUUCUACGAGUUUUUGGAGCUGCAAGAGCAGACUUUGACGUCGGUGCCGGAGUCUUCGAUCGAAUUGCGGAUGAAGCUGAGCUCGAUCAGCGGCAGGAUCGGCAAUUUCCCGCUGAACAGCGACCAGCAAAAGUUGUGCGUUGCUGAAUUGUCAAAGCGAUGCGCUCUGUUAUAUAAGGAGCUCUGCAAAACUAUGCAAUGGGAAGUGUUUUUCUUAUCGUACAACCAGUUCAUAGAGUCGCUGAUAAUGCCUCCGGAUUUCAAGCAAACUGAGGGGUUGUAUUUCAAAUAACGAGGUAAGCUUAAUCUUGGCAGUGAGUAGCGUUCAAUUUGUGAUCGUUCGGUUUGGGAGCAUUCUUAAUGAAAGCAUUUUUCAGUUAGGGAUAGGGCUUUGAUUCUGAAAUGUAAUUACCAAAAAAGUCUGUUAUGUUACUGAAAUUUUUAGGGAAUAUUCCGUGAACUGAUAAAAAAUGUUUAAGUAUGAGAGGUAACUAUUCUAAUUAUGCUGUUGUGAGUUUAUAGGAGUUUGUGCUGAGCCGGUAAAUCAUUUGUUUUUUUGUUUUUUAAUUGUGGGGAAUAAUUGAAUAUAUUCUACUAAAGUGUCCUAGUUGUGCUGCGCGAGCUUUUUUCUAUACAAAUUUUUAUUUUUACAUGCGGUAUUUGUUUUAUUUCUUUGUCAUAAGUAAAUGUUCAUUAAAUUGCUGAGGUACCUCCGAUUCCUUUUAAGAUAUUAAACUGUUCUGAACAUAAA